Messenger RNA from Fusarium pseudograminearum CS3096, 1842 nucleotides. RefSeq lists its product as uncharacterized. The transcript has 5 exons. Gene Ontology annotation, molecular function: tripeptidyl-peptidase activity; serine-type endopeptidase activity. Gene Ontology annotation, biological process: proteolysis. Lineage: Eukaryota; Fungi; Ascomycota; Sordariomycetes; Hypocreales; Nectriaceae. The coding region runs from base 1 to 1842 and encodes 613 amino acids. The record is from RefSeq and is a predicted model, not a curated record.
AUGCUGGCGAUCAAUCUCCUCAAGACUGGGGGGUUUCUCUUCAGCGCGGCGUCUGUUCUAGCAGUCCCAGUUGUGGUCGAGUCAUUGAACGAGACUCCGGCUGGAUGGGAGGAAGCAGACUCUCCCUCCCCUGACGAAUUUAUCAAUCUCUCUAUCGGACUUGAGCCCGAAGACCACAAGUUACUUGAGCGCACCAUCUACGAAGUCUCCGAUCCUGACCAUCACAAGUAUGGCAAGCAUCUCUCUCGUGAAUCUGCCAAAGCUCUCCUCAGACCGUCUAGUGCUGCUACCAAGUCUGUCAAGCGCUGGCUCUCCGAGGCUGGAGUUCCCGACCAUCACGUUCGUGACGAGGGCGAAUGGCUUCACAUUCGGACCACCGUCAAGAACGCUGAAGGAAUGCUCAGCACUCGGUUCUCCGUGUUCGCUCGUGAUGACAGAAGCAUCGUCAGAACGAGAGAGUACUCUGUCCCUCACGAGAUCCGCCGCCACAUUGCAUCAAUUCAACCUACCACACUCUUUUCAAGCUUCCAACACGGUCGAAGUCUCGAAGAAACUGCACCUACCGUGAUGAAGCGGCAUGUCUACGGUGAAAAGGAGCCACGAUCCACCAAAAACGGCAACUAUGGUGGACCAGGACCGAUUGACCUCAAGAAGUGCAAAACAGAGGCAACCCCUGCGUGCAUCCGCAAGCUGUACAACCUGCCAAAGAAGUACCCAAGUGCUGCGAAGGGAUCUUUAUACACAACUGUCAGCUUCCAAAACAUGACCUCUCAACGCGAUGAGCUCCAAGAGUUUCUCCGACGUUACGCUCCUGAUCUCAAGGGCGUCACCUUCGCCGACGACUUUGCCAAUGGUGGAAAAAACACGCAAGGCGACAAUGUACCCGAGAACGAAGGAAAUUUGAACAUCCAAUACGCCGUUUCGUUAGCCUCCCGAGUUCCGGUUCAACACCUGGCUGUUGGAGGUAUCAACACCGACUACAUCUCUGAUCUCGAUUUACCACCAGGACAGGGCAUUGAGACCUGGCUCGAGUUUGCUGAACAUAUCUUGAACCUGCCUACCAAGAAACUCCCUUCAGUCAUCUCCAUAUCAUGGGGUGAAUACGAACAACACCUUCCCAAGAAAUAUGCCCGUCAGGUCUGCAACAAGUUUGGACAGAUUGGCACGCGAGGCGUUUCAAUCAUAGUCCCAGCUGGUAAUCAAGGUGUGGGUGUCGCAUGUCAAUCAAAUGAUGGAAAGAAGACCAAAAAGUUUCUCCCUACAUGGCCCAGUGCUUGUCCAUACGUAACCACUGUUGGUGGUACGGGAGGCAACAAUCCCGAGAUUGCAUUGAGCGAUGGAGAAGGAGAGCCGUUUUCGACCGGUGGUGGGUUUUCUGAUCUUUUCCCACGCCCUGAGUACCAGGAGAAGGCUAUGAAGGAAUACCUGAAGAAGUAUGGCAAGAAGUGGCAGGCUUAUUACAACCCAAAGGGACGAGCCUAUCCUGAUGUAGCAGCUAUUGCGGCUGAAUUGCCGGUCAUGGUGCGUGGUGAAGUGCGUCCUGCAACAGGAACAAGUGCGGCAGCGCCAACAUUCGGGGCCAUUGUUGCUCUCCUUUCGAAUGAGAGGCUGAGAAAGGGCAAGCCUGCGAUGGGAUUUCUUAACCCUUGGAUCUAUAAGAAGGGAUACAAAGGAUUCACUGAUAUUGUGCAUGGCAGAAACUAUGGCUGUCAGGGUUUCAGUCUCCAAGACACUCCCGCGCCCAAAAUACCCGGUGCAGGUUGGGAGGCUGUCAAAGGAUGGGAUCCUGUUAGUGGUUUCGGAACGCCUCUGUACGACAAGUUGGAAAAGCUGGCCCUCUAG